ACUUCAGCUGCGCUGAGGGUUGACAGUGCCACGUGUUAUUCAUUCAUAAAGUCUUAAAGAGUACCCGCCUGAACUCCUAGGCGGAGCCGGAGCCUCUCACUUAGAACAUGAGCAGUAAACAUGUCCUUCAGCCUAGAUUUUUCCAUGCACUCUCUACAUGCUCUGUUAAUCCUUCUCCAUUUGUUAAUAAACCAGAUUUGUUCUCCUACCCUCUUCGCCUUCUCUACAAAUGCAGAGACCUCAAAUCUCUUCUUCAAAUCCAUGGCCUCUUGGUCGUUUCAGGCCACAAACAAGACUAUGCAAUAACUACCCACCUCAUGAAUUCUCAAUCCUCUACAAACCCGACAGUAUUUUUGUACAAUUCCAUCAUAAGAGCUUAUACAAACGAAAAGAAGCACGAAGAAGCGCUCAAAAUGUACCAUGUGAUGUUAAAAGAAGGUUUUCAACCUGACAAGUAUACUUUUACUUUUGCUGUGAAAGCUUGCACGGGUGCUUUAGAUUUGCAAGAGGGUGUUUUGAUUCAUGAAAAUAUUUCACGCAGGGGUUUGGAAUGCGAUGUGUUUAUAGGGACUGGUCUUGUAGACAUGUAUGGUAAAUUGGGUGAUUUAGGGUCUUCAAGAAAGGUGUUUGAUAAAAUGCCUAAGAGGGAUGUUGCAGCUUGGAAUGUGAUGAUUGCAGGGUUGUCGCAAAAUGCUGAUCCUUUAGAGGCAUUGGGGUAUUUUAAGUGUAUGCAACAGUGCGAUAUACUGCCUGACUCCAUGAGCUUGAUGAACUUGAUACCAGCUGUUUCAAGAUUAGCGGAUGUUGAUAUAUGUAGGUUCCUUCACUGUUUUGUGAUCAAGAAAGGUUUUAAUGAGGUUUUGUCAGACGGUUUGAUUGACAUGUAUUCAAAAUGUCAGGAUGUAGAUGCAGCUCGCCAGGUUUUUGAUCGGCAGAGAAGAAACAAGGAUGUUUCAUGGGGAACAAUGAUGGCCGGGUAUGCACAUAAUGGAUAUUUCAUUGAAGUUUUGGAGCUGUUUGAUUGCAUGAAAAGAGAGAAGAUAAAGAUGAAAAAGGCUUCUUUAGUCAGUUCUCUUUUAGCUGCUUCUGAAUUGAGAGACAUAUCAAAAGGGAAAAACAUUCACGAAUGUGCAAUAGAACAAGGGAUCACAUUGGAUGUUUCAGUUGUUACUCCUAUCAUAACCAUGUUUGCAACAUGUGGGGAGUUAGAGAAAGCUAAAGCAUUACUUUGGGGUCUUCAAGAGAGGGAUUUGGUAACUUGGUCAGCGAUUAUAGCUGCUUCUGUUCAAUCAGGUUAUCCUGGAGAGGCACUGUCUCUAUUUCGGGAUAUGCAGAGUGAGCAUUGUAAACCAAAUGAGAUAACCAUAAGAAGCAUUCUUCCCGCUUGUACAGAACUGUCAUCCCUAAGAUUAGGUAAGAGUGUACACUGCUAUGCUGUUAAGGUCAAUCUUGAUUAUGAUACUUCAACCCUAACAGCCCUCGUGUCCAUGUAUGCUAAAUGCGGAUCCUUUACUGAGGCAGUAGUUCUAUUCAAUAGAAUGCCAUGUAAAGAUGUUGUGGCAUGGACUGUCUUGAUAAAUGGGUACGUCCAGAUGGGUGAUCCUUACAAUGCAAUUGACAUAUUUCGUAAAUUAAGCUUAUCAGAAGUACGACCCGAUAGAGGAACUAUGGUGGCUUUGCUUCCAGCAUGUACCCUGUUACAUGACCUAAAUCUGGGCUCUUGUGUCCAUGCUUUAAUAUUGAAGUGUGGAUUUGAUUUUGAUUCUCAUGUUAAAAAUGCUCUCCUUGACAUGUAUGUCAAAUGUGGAAGCAUUUCCUCUGCUGAAUUCAUGUUCAACUUCACCGAAUUUAAGAAAGAUGAGAUAUCUUGGAACACAAUGAUUGCAGGAUACUUGCUGAGUGGACUUGCCAAAUACGCUAUUUCAGCUUUUCACCAGAUGAAAUCAGAGAACGUGUGGCCUAAUGCAGUUACAAUGGUGAGUGUUCUGCCUGCAGUGGCAUAUUUGGCAGCCUUAGGAGAAGGCAUGGUAGUUCAUGCAUGUAUUUUUCGAUUUGGAUUUCAGGCCACUAGAGUUGUUGGGAAUAGUCUUAUCGAUAUGUAUGCUAAAUGCGGGAGGGUUGAUUACUCAGAGAAAUGUUUUGAUGAGUUGAAAAAUAAAGACACGGUUUCAUGGAAUGCAAUGAUUGCGGGGUAUGCAAUCCAUGGGCAAGGUGAUUCUGCUAUUGCACUUUUCUCACUUAUGCAAGAAAAUCAAGUUGGAGUCAAUCCUGUGUCCUUUCUUAGUGUGUUGUGCGCCUGUAAACAUGCAGGCUUAAUAGAAGAAGGGAAGGAAGUGUUUGAUUCCAUGUGCAGAAAGCACCAUCUCAUACCAGAUUUGGAACACUACGCUUGCAUGGUGGAUUUGUUAGGCCGCUCUGGUUUAUUCGAUGAAAUAAUGGACUUAAUCAAGGGAAUGCCAAUGGAGCCUGAUGCUGGAGUUUGGGGAGCCUUACUAGGUGCAUGUAGGAUGCAUUCUAAUGUGCACUUAGCAGAAGUUGCUUUGAGUUAUUUAGUUAAACAUGAGCCUGGAAACCCUGCCCACUACGUGGUUUUAUCCAGUAUAUAUGCCCAUUCCGGAAGAUGGGAUGAUGCGUGGAAAACAAAGUUAAGAUUGAAUGAUAUGGGGCUCAAGAAAAGUCCCGGUUGUAGCUGGGUUGAGGUCAACAACAGGGUUCAUGCAUUUCGGGUGGGUGACCAGAGCCACCCACAAUUUGAGAGUAUGUGUACCUUGUGGAACACUUUGCUAGAUAAGAUGGAGAAGAUAGGAUAUGUACCUGACAGGAGCUGUGUGUUGCAUGAUGUGGAGGAAGAGGAUAAAGAAAUUUUCCUUUACAAUCACAGUGAAAGGUUAGCGAUAACUUUCGCUCUUCUGAAUACAGAAGCGGGGUCAACCAUCCAUAUCGUCAAAAACCUCCGUGCUUGUGUUGACUGCCACACUGCUACCAAAUUUAUCACAAAAGUCACAAAACGUAAAAUCACUGUAAGAGAUGCUACUCGUUUCCAUCAUUUUAAAGAUGGCAUCUGCUCAUGCAAGGACUACUGGUAACGGACCAGGUAUGCAAAAUUUCUUGUGGCAUAACUUGGAAAACCACAUCAUUUAACUCAAAAGCGUUGGUUCUGUCCAGGAAUCCUUAGCCAAGGGAGAAACAAGAAUUCUGAAAUUAUGAUGGACUUCAUAUUUGAAGCACCAGUAGCUUUCAGGAUGAUGAUAAAAAUACUAUCAAGAGUUCAGGGUUUUGCUGAAACUGCCUGGCUUUCCAAUGAGCAUAUAAGACAGUUUUGAUAGAAAUGAACUUGGAACCACCAAGCAGCCAACUGAAGGGUAAUAGGUUUAUACCACCUGCAUAAGAGGUUUGAUGGUUUUUGUUCUCCUCCAUUAACUCUCACUUGGGUGUAUUUUUCCAAAUGUGGGGAAGCCUAUUUGUUGGCCAUGAUAGAGUGCAGAAGGUUUUCUCCACUUCUGAGUUAAAAGCUCAAGCCGAUUGCAAGUGUUAAGCUAUGGAGUAACAAUCGGUGCAAGCGGAGGACAUCAUUGAAGUAGAUGGUUCUUCCAUGGGAAAACCAGGUGCAUCAGGAAUUGGGGAUGUUUUGAGAGAUAUUGCAGGUCACUUCAAGUGUCUUUUCUCAUGCAGCACAGCUUCACAGGGGUAGGGGACUCAAAUGAGGCUGAAGUGAGGGUCAUAAGGAAGGCAUUGGAGCUUACUACUGCUAAUGACCAAUAUAGAAAUUCACCCAUCAGUGUUGAAACUGACUUGGAUAAUGAUUUCACAUGGGAAUCCGCAGCCUCAUCAGCACCUUGGAAGUAUGACCAGCACGACGAUGCAAUUGAAAAUGCCAAGCAACGAUUCCACUACUCAACUUUCAUCACAUUCUGAGGGAGAUGACGGGUAGCUGAUGCCUUACCGAAGGUAAGAGUCGAUAGAUAUUCAGAUUAGGACAGUUAUGUUUUUUUUUUUUUUUUACAAAUUUACUUUCGUAGCCUAGCUGGUUAUCUUAUCACCAAAACUACUUCUCUCUCCGGACUUAGGGCACCCGAGGUUAAGAGUUUGAUUAUAAGCUUGCACAGCUAUUUCCAUUUCCAUUUCCAUUUCCAUGUGGUCUUUCAAAGUUUUCUCCUAUAUGUUAACCCCUUAAUGUAUUUAUUGCCUUGACAAUGUUUCCUUCAAAGAAGAAAGGAAAUAUUUGAAUAGGAGGAACUGAUACCUCAAAAUCAUGGUUACAUAUGUACUGUUAAGUUGGCCAAGGCAUUAGGAAAAGAGUAAUUGUUGUCAUUUUGGA
Tripterygium wilfordii is the source of this 4318-nucleotide messenger RNA. Its product is annotated as pentatricopeptide repeat-containing protein At2g39620. Lineage: Eukaryota; Viridiplantae; Streptophyta; Magnoliopsida; Celastrales; Celastraceae. Gene Ontology annotation, molecular function: RNA binding; zinc ion binding; protein binding. The record is from RefSeq and is a predicted model, not a curated record. Gene Ontology annotation, biological process: RNA modification. The coding region runs from base 108 to 3086 and encodes 992 amino acids. The transcript is spliced from 2 exons.